AAUUAGUUUAGGAAACAGUUAACAUGGGCAACCGUUUCCCUUUUAGUGUUAUCUCCCGGAUUGAUAGAGGCGACAUCAUAUUUCCACAUUUAUGAAGUUUGCUAGCUAGGCAUGUCAAAUUGUUUUCUGUUAAGAGGCACAAUAAAAGAAUACAUAAAUAAACAUCUUCAUGUUUGCACGCCUGUCAUUUUAUUUUCUACCUACCUGGAUGGUUACCUGGAUCACAGAAAUUUUUUAACAUUUUUCUCCCCCUUUAGACUUGUUUGAAUGUUUGCAUUUUUUGACAGGCAAAAAGAUGUGGGCACUGGUGAAGUGAGGUACUUUUCAGUUUGUAUCUUCGCACAAAGAUAAUUUUUGUCUUCAUUCGAUGGCUGCAUUUAAUGUCAAGAUAGAGCAGUUAUUGAUAGUUCUAGGACCGAGAGGCUGCCCAGAUAAUGUAUUAACAAAGGCAUUAACCAUAAUCCACAAUGAUGUUAUUGGUUGUAAACAAGCAGCAAGAGAAUAUUUUGGAAAGGGCUUAAUGACAGGACUCGUCAAUCUAUGUCGAUCAUCAUGUAACAUUUUGGUUAUUAUCCUUUCAACAAGUUUAAUGUAUGCACUCUGCUGUUAUGGAGAUGUAUAUAAAGAAAAAUUCAUUGAGCUGAAUGGAGCAGUUCAUCUAUUGGCUAUGAUCUCUUCUCGUGAUAAUUCUGGAAAAAGCAAAGAACACUUAAAUCAAACAUUGUUACUUCACGAGCAAGCAGCUAAACUUCUUGUAUUGCUAACUAGUUCUGGAUCUAAGUUUCAGCAGCAACUAGUAACACUUGGAAUCAUAAACAAGGUUGUUGAAUUAUGUGAUGUGUUUUUCAAUGGCAGUCAUACCAACUGCUGUUUUGGAACAACGGAAUUUUCAGACGAUGCUUUACAUCUUACAAAACAACUCACAGAGGGAAGAAAAUUAGUUGGCAAAAUUGAUCCCCAACAGAGUGCUGAAACUAAACGAGGUGUUCUCAGUAUACUUGCUGUAGAUUUAUAUGAUACGAGCACUGAUGAAGACGUAAACAUUAAUAAACAACUUCUCAAGUUGGGUUUCGCUUGGCCAGAUCCGCUGCUAAAAGAGGAAAAUAAUGUGGAAAGUACUUCUUUGAAUCUGAGUAAUGAGAAGAUUUGGUCAGAUUUCCAUAUUACCAAAGUGGUUGAUGCACACUGUUUUUGGGCUUUUAUUGACUCAGAGGCUCAUUCUAAAAUAAACAGACUGUCAAAAUUAUUAGAAGAAUAUGUAUACACUUCAGAUGUCUGCACACUUUGUGAUUUAAAGUGUGGUACUAGAGUAUGUUUUGCUGUGACAAAAGAGACUGGCACUAGCUGGGUUCGUGGGUGUGUACUGGAAGUUGACACAAGCAGUAAUAGUUGCCAGGUCAUGCUUGUUGAUUACGGAAUUGUUGUAAAAAUUGGGAAUAACCUACUGUUUCCAAUUCCCAAUGCUAUCAACGAUAUUCCACAUCAGGCUAAUUUAUGUGUAUUGGAAGGUAUAACAGCUGCUCCAAAAAACACUGUAAUCCUCGAAUAUGCUGCAGAAAUAUUAAGUAACUUAGCAACAAGUCAUGCACUGCGCAUGCAAAUACACAUGGGUGGUGGAACGAAAGCUUUAUUUAAGUUAUGUCACGUACCAAACAAAAAAAUUGUUAAAAAGGUUCUUGCUGCACUUUCCAAUUUGUCACUCAACUUUAACAUCAGACCGCAAAUUGGUCAUAUGGGUGGCUGUAAAAGGAUCUUAGAUCUACUCAGAGAACAUAUUGAAGAUAACGAGUGCAUCGAAGUUCUUUUGAGUUGCCUAAUCAACCUGUUAAUGGAGUGUAUACAAAAUCGUAAGCAUAUUGCCACAUCAAAUGGUUUGCUGAUUUUAAUCAAGAUCUACCGCAUGCCGUCAACUAACUUGGAAAACAAGGAGUUGAUUGUGAAAGCUGUGAAAAACUUAGUAGGAAAUGGCUGGCGAUUACUUGAUCCAAUAAAUGCUCCAGAUGUGCGGGGAAUUGUUGAAGAUCAGAUAGACUCACUUAAGGGUUGUUUCAAUCUAUCCAAUUUAUGUGGUGAAGAAAUCUUAGAAGAAGUAAGAAAGCGACGUAGAAAGAAAAAUUUGCGACCUGGUGAAGUGGCACCACAACCGACCUAUGCUUCACUUUCUGUGGACGAUCUUGUUAAAAAGUUAAGAGGAGUUGUGUCGAGUGGUGACGAAUGUGACUCGAAGAGUGAGGGAUAUAAGACAGGUCCCGAUACUGAUGUAGAUGAAAGCUGUUUGUGUAUUGAAAAGAGACUUUCUUUGAACCACGUAGAAGGUUAUUUCUACAGAAGUUUGAUAAACGUGGAAGAAGACGAGAGAAAUGCGUUCAUGUAUGGGCACAGCAUUCGUAGCAUCAAAGCUGUUGAUAUUGGAAUAACGAUAUGCGCCAUGUUGAAUAGUGGUCGAGGUGGAGUUAUAUACAUUGGCGUAGCAAAUAAUAGACAAGUGUUAGGUAUCAACAUUAAUCGGAAAGAGAGAGAUAAUGUCCGACUUGGCGUGGACGAGUUAUUGGAUGCGUUCAAACCACGUGUGAAGCAUGAUAAAUAUGAAAUUAAAUUUGUUCAAGUGAUGUCGGGUACUAGCGCUGACGAUUUGAAACAACACGAAGAGCGAUAUGUUAUUGAAAUUUACGUAUCGAAAAAUAUCGACCAGGUUUAUCAAACUGGUAGUAAAAAAAUGUAUUUUCGAGAUGGAAGCGAAAAUAGUUUGCUUUCUAUGCAACAAAUUCGUGAGAAAACAAUCCGUGAACAGGAAGAAAAAUACCAAGCGGAAAUAAAAGCUUUACAACGAACGUUGGAAGUUACACAACAAAAACUAAAAGACGAGCGCGUUUUGGUUCCGUAGUUUUUUAAAUAGCGGAUCGUGAAAGAUUUACACGAAGCCAUUAUGACGACGCGUAGAAUAUAAAUGACAAGAAAUACCGCUUGCCCUGUCUUGGUUCCGAAACGCACACUGAUACUCCGGGCCAUUUGAAACAAAAAAAACAACACGCGUUUUUCCCCAUCAAGAUAUUAUUGUAAAGACUACAGAAAGUUAUUGUAUAUUAUUUAUUUUAUAUAAAAAAAGGUACAAUAUGUUCUCAUGUGA
This is a messenger RNA of Hydractinia symbiolongicarpus, 3127 nucleotides long. RefSeq lists its product as uncharacterized. The record is from RefSeq and is a predicted model, not a curated record. Lineage: Eukaryota; Metazoa; Cnidaria; Hydrozoa; Anthoathecata; Hydractiniidae. The coding region runs from base 368 to 2884 and encodes 838 amino acids. The transcript is spliced from 24 exons.